AUGAUGGACCUCAACCCCUUGGUCAAGGAGCAUCGCCGGAUCCCACCGCCCCCCGGCACUCGCCCGCCGACGAGCUCGGGUGCACCUCGUGGUACUCCCCCACGGAUAAGGUGCCUCUGCUCCCCGGCGGUCUGGCCUCGAGAGACGUCACCUACGCGAAGACGUGGAGCUGAGGUGCAGGGUAGUCGUGGCUGGUUUUGUCAGGAGGACGAUGGAAAAGUCGCGUUCCAUCUUGGCUGA
Messenger RNA from Ustilaginoidea virens, 240 nucleotides. RefSeq lists its product as uncharacterized. NCBI's taxonomy places the organism in Eukaryota, Fungi, Ascomycota, Sordariomycetes, Hypocreales, Clavicipitaceae. The transcript has a single exon. The record is from RefSeq and is a predicted model, not a curated record. Bases 1 to 240 code for a protein of 79 amino acids.